CGCUGCACCUGCGUGGAGGAGAGGAACGACUGACUCAGCUCCGGAGAAUGGCUAUGUAACUCGGUGAGGGAAAUCAGCGGCAUAAAUACUAAAUGAUCGAGAGACAGAGAGAGACAGAGAAGAAGAAAAAUGUCUGCGGGCAAACACUGCGAGGCGGUCAGGGUGGUGGUCCGUUGCCGGCCUUUCAGCAGGAGAGAGGAGACAGCAAGGUGUGAGAACAUCCUAGAGGUGGAUGACAGACUGGGGCAGAUCACUAUCAGGAAUCCAAAGGCGCCACAUGAUGAGCCGAUGAAAGUCUUCACGUUUGACUCGGUGUACGGCUGGAACUCAAAGCAAAGGGAUAUCUAUGAUGACGCUGUGAGACCUCUGGUGGAGUCUGUGCUCCACGGCUUCAACGGCACCAUCUUCGCCUAUGGGCAAACCGGGACUGGCAAAACCCACACCAUGCAGGGGGUGUCAAAGGACCCGGAGAAGAGGGGUGUCAUCCCCAAUUCGUUCGAGCACAUCUUCACCCAGAUAUCCAGAAGCCAGAACCAGAAGUAUCUGGUGAGAUCGUCCUAUCUUGAGAUCUACCAGGAGGAGAUCAGGGAUCUCCUAUGCAAGGACAACAACAAGAAGCUGGAGCUCAAAGAGAAUCCGGACUGUGGGGUUUACGUGAGGGACUUGUCUUCGGUGGUGACAAAGAACGCCACUGAGAUCGAGCACGUCAUGAACAUUGGAAACCAGUCCAGGUCGGUGGGCUUCACCAACAUGAACGAGCGCAGCUCCAGGUCUCACGCCAUUUUCCUUGUGACUGUAGAAUGCAGCGAAAGAGGCCCGGACGGCGAGGAUCACAUCCGUGUUGGAAAGUUAAACAUGGUUGACUUGGCUGGAAGCGAACGCCAGAGCAAGACGGGCGCCAAGGGUAAGCGUCUGAAGGAGGCGGCCAAGAUCAACUUGUCCCUCUCCGCAUUGGGGAACGUCAUCUCAGCCCUGGGGGACGGGAAGAGCACCCACGUCCCGUACAGAGACUCCAAGCUGACCCGGCUGCUUCAAGACUCUCUGGGUGGCAACGCAAAGACGGUCAUGAUUGCAACAGUGGGGCCCACUCACAAGAGCUUCGACGAAACCCUGGCGACCCUGAGGUACGCCAGCAGAGCCAAGAGGAUAAAGAACAAGCCUCGGAUUAACGAGGACCCCAAAGAUGCCCUGCUGAGGGAGUUCCAGGAAGAGAUCGCACGCCUGAAGGCUCAGCUGGAGGAGCGGGGGAUGCUGGCAAAGGAGAGGCGCCAGAGGAGGAGAGACAGCAAGAGACUGAGCAAAAGCCUGGCGGGUAUGGAGGAGGAUAUCCCUUGCGAGAAGGAAGGAGACGUGUGGAAGGCGGCCAAGGAGGCAGAAGAAGACGGGAGGCAUUGCCUGUUUGAGGGAGGUGACAGUGCCAAGAUUCUGACCUGCCAGGGUGGCAGUGAGAAACUGAGGAACCUAAAUCUGUACAGAAGAAGUCUGGGGGACAUGCAGUGGGAUCAAGACGCCGUGGAGAAAAUCAUCGAGAAAUACAAGGCCAUGGAGAGCAAGCUGUUGGUCGGUGGUAAGACUAUCAUUGAUCACACCAAUGAGCAGCAGAAAAUACUGGAGCAGAAAAGACAAGAAAUAGCAGAACAGAUAAGGAGAGAGAGAGAGAUCCAGCAGCAGAUGAUGUUGCAAGAUGAAGAGACCUUGGAAAUCAGAGAGACGUUCUCCUCCCUGCAGCAGGAGGUGGAACACAAGACAAAGAAGCUGAAGAGGCUGCAUGCUAAACUCCAGCUGCUGAGGGGAGAGAUGAAAGACAUUUUUGACGAGCACGUCACGACCCGACAAGAACUGGAAGAGACUCAGGAAGAACUAACCAGAGAACUCAAGUACAAAUAUCUUCUGAUUGAGAAUUUCAUUCCCCCUGAGGAGAAGAACAAGAUCAUGAACAGGCUGCAGUUUGACAGCGAGGAAGAUCAGUGGUGGCUACAACCAGUUAUUCCUUCAGAGAGUACACCCACUCAGGUCAAGAGACGGCCUCUUUCUGCGGUGGGAUACAAGAGGCCAAUCAGCCAAUAUGCACAGAUGGCUGUUGCCACCAAUACUGGGACCCCAUUUAGAUACCAGGCAGAAAACGUAAUGCUGCUGGAGUUAGACAUGUCCCCACCAACCAUGUUCACCUUGAACCUAAACGGCGAAUGCCUGGAGAGAGCCUUCACCCCCAGGCUGCUGCCGGAUCUGUCGCUAAGUGUGUGUGCAAGAGGCGCGUCGUCUUCAAGGGUCAGGAAAUCCCAGUCCUGGUAUCAGACACCACAAGCUGCAUCUGUCACAUCAUCCUCAUCCUCCACUAUUCUGGCAUCAGAACCUCAGAGCUGCUCUCCCUCUCCGAGACAAAGACCAUCCUCUGCUGCAUAUCUUUCUCUGGGAGGACCAGACCAAACAAGCCCCUGAUUUUCUGUUACAUUCUGUCUGCUGGCCUUAGUUCUUUAUGUGCCCGGUUAGAGAUGGAAGUGAAGGAGGAUCCAUUUAUAUUAAUUCCUUUUGAAGCUGAGUUUAUUUUAAGAAAUUAUAAUAAUAAUAAUAAUAAUAAUAAUAAUAAUAAUAAUAAUAAUAAUAAUAAUAAUAAUAAUAAUAAUAAUAAUAAUAAUAAAAACAUUACCUGUUAGUUUGGGAGGUAACUAAAGGUAGGAUAGUUUAACUGAAAAUGUUUGGGUUUCUUAGUUUCAGCAUGGUAUAUCUAAGCUUUUUUUAUGUUUAUUUAUUUGACAGAGUGAUUUUUGUUUUGCAUCUCUUACAGUCAUGAUAAAAAUGCAAGUGCUUUUAUGCUUAAGGAAUCUCAGAUGAAAAUGAUCAAAUAUUGGUCUUUUCACCCCUCUGCCAUUUAUUUAUUUCUUUCUUUAUUUAUUUGCCUUUUGGGUACAAAAUGGUGCACUGUGCUGCAGGAUGUCUUUGUAUUGAUUACUUGUCAAGUUAUACCUGACAGAGGGGAUGUUUUUAGCCCACUUAUUUGAAAACUACUCCCAAAAAAUGACUCCAAAAAAUACCGCUUUGCAGAAUGGGGUCGCCUGGAGCUAUUUUAGCUUGUUCAGGCGGCGUAGGGGUCAGAUUUCAGCAGAAUCAGCUGAACUAUACAGGGAUCAAACCACAAUCAACGGAAAAGGAAAGCAAUCCAAAUUCAAUUCAAUUUUACUUGGGAUUUACUUUACUUUACAUUAAAAACUUUAAAAUCAUUUAAUCGGAAAAAUUAUGCAAUCGAACAAAAUGUACGAUCAGACAAAAUAUUUUAUUGCUUGUUUGGUAAAAAUAUGUCAUAAUACAGAUUUAAUGUGCAAUCAUUAAAUCUGUAUUAAAUGUACCUAAAUAGCUAGUCAUCAGAAAGUGUAAUCUCCUCUAUUAUUCACUAUUAUUUCUAAACAAUUAGGAAUGUUUUUGCACGGUGACCAAGUGGAAAGGUACUAAUUGUAAUCUUAAAGAAGUAAUUGUUGCUGUUGUCAAUCUAAGAAAGAUAUAAGAGGGUUUUCUUGACAAAAAGAAAAAAACAAAAACACAAUGACAAAGGUGGAUUUCUCGUAGUACCUGGAACAAUGCCUUUUAGAUGUGUAACUGCUAAGCAAGGUGGUGGAGAGGUGAUGAUGUGGGCUUGCUUGCUGGCAUCACAUCUCGAGUGCGCGAAGCUGCAUCCGAACAACCCACAAAACGUCUGGAACAAAAUCUAUUCUAGCCUUAAAUGUUCCCAAAAAGAAGAAGAAGAAGAAAAAAGUUGCGCACCUUUCAGUAACUCUUUGUAGCAAUGUUUCUAAGAUGCACUCAAUGCUUUAGCAUUCUGUUUUAAUAUUUGUUUAAUAAAUAAUAUUUAAACAGAGUCACUCAUCUCAGAUUGUAUUAACCAAAUUUUUAGAGCCAGUAAAAGUUUUUUAUUUAUUUAUUCAUUUAUUUAUUUUUUUUUAUGUAUGGUUAUCAAAAUCUUAGGAUUGAAAGUCUGUCUGCUCACACAGUUGUAGAGAGAAGAAAAGAUGGCCAUGUCUCCGCCAAACACAUCAAGGCUGACCGAAUGGGAGAACAUCCUAACGUAACCCGUGUGCUAUACGAUGUUUUUGCUGCGGUGUUUGGCUAAUGUAAUUGUGAACCAAAAGUGUGAAGAAAGCUUGCAGUGCCGUCUUGAUUAGCUGCCUUACUUUUUCAUGAUUGUAAAAAGUUGACUUGCUUACAUAACAAAAUAAAUACUGA
Messenger RNA from Gambusia affinis (western mosquitofish), 4215 nucleotides. It is a transcript of the gene kif3cb, whose product is annotated as kinesin family member 3Cb. Gene Ontology annotation, molecular function: ATP binding; microtubule binding; microtubule motor activity. Lineage: Eukaryota; Metazoa; Chordata; Actinopteri; Cyprinodontiformes; Poeciliidae. The transcript is spliced from 8 exons. The record is from RefSeq and is a predicted model, not a curated record. Gene Ontology annotation, biological process: microtubule-based movement. The coding region runs from base 130 to 2439 and encodes 769 amino acids.